Molecule: messenger RNA, 1146 nt
Organism: Clunio marinus
Lineage: Eukaryota; Metazoa; Arthropoda; Insecta; Diptera; Chironomidae
Source: the annotation of a GenBank genome assembly
AUGAAGCUUAAGAGUUUACAAUCUGUUUUUGUUAUUGCUGAAAUUGGACAAAAUCACCAGGGUAACAUUGAAGUUGCGAAAGAUAUGAUUCUUGAAGCUUCUCGUGCUGGUGUUGAUUGCGUCAAAUUUCAAAAGUCUUGCCUUGAAGAAAAAUUCACUAAGAAAGCAUUGGCGAGAGCUUACAAUUCUCCAAAUUCUUUUGGUUCGACCUACGGCGAGCACAAGAGAUUUUUGGAAUUUUCUAUCGAACAAUUGAAGGAAUUGAAAGAUUAUGCUGAAUCAUGUGGAUUAAUCUUCAGUUCUUCUGCGAUGGAUAAAGUUUCAUUUGAUGAGCUCAAGCAAUUGGAUUUGCAAUUUAUCAAAAUCGGUUCGGGCGAUACGAACAACAUUCCAUUUAUGCGUUACAUCGCUCAACAAAAUGUUCCAUUGAUUGUCUCGACGGGUAUGCAAAAUGAAUCGACGGUUAGGAAAGUUGUAAAGAUUUUUGAAGAUGCCAACACUGACAUCGCUCUACUUCAUUGUGUCUCAUCAUACCCAACACAAGUCGAAGACACUCAAUUGUCUCACAUUUCUCGUUAUCGAAAGUUAUUUUCAAACAUUCCUAUCGGUUAUAGCGGUCACGAAAUUGGCUGGGAAUGUUCAUGCUUGGCUGUAUUGAUGGGAGCGAAAGUUUUGGAGCGUCAUUUUACGCUCGAUAAAAAUCAAAAGGGAUCCGAUCACAUUGUGUCAUUGGACCCUCGAGACAUCGCAUCGUUGGUCGAGAAAGUUCGUCUGAUUGAAAAGAAUGUCCAACUUCCCGUAAUGCCAGAUGAUUUACUUGAUGUUGUCACAAAAUUGAAUCUCUUUGAGAAUCCACAGGGAUUUAUUGGUCGAGCAUGCGGACCAGUCGGACGAAAAUCAAUUUUUCCAUGUGAAUUAAUGUGCAAACAUAAAUUGGGAAAGAGUUUGGUGUACUCGCGGGACUUAAGAAAAGGACAACGUCUUGAAGAGUUGGAUUUGAGCGUGAAAGUGAGCGAACCGAAUGGCAUCCCAGCAGAAUUAUUUGAUGAUGCUGUUGGAAAGGAAGUGAAGCGUGAUGUUUGUUAUGAUGAUCCAGUUAUGGAGAGUGACAUCGGCCAAUUCGAAACGACGCAUGGAGAUUUGUAA